GUUCUUGUGUAUUGGUGAAGUUUUGGGUUCAUUUUUACUUGUCUAGUUCAAAUUCUUGAUCAGCUGUUUAGCUGUACUUUUAUAGUAUUUUGAGUGUUAAAAGGAAAUGAAGGAUGUUUUCUUGGCUGGUAAGGAAAGUAUCAGCAUGUUGGAGACCAUUGAGUCGAUAUGUACCUAUGAGCAAGGAUGAAGACGAUGUUUAUUUAGGAGGUGAGGAUGAUCCAUUUCUAUGGUGUAGAGACCUUGAGAAACAUUCAUGUGGGGAGUUUUCUUUUGCUGUAGUUCAAGCUAAUCAUGUACUUGAAGAUCAUAGUCAGGUUGAUACCGGUCGUGAAGGUACUUUUGUUGGUGUUUAUGAUGGACAUGGUGGCCCUGAGGCUUCAAGAUUCGUCCGUGAUCACCUUUUCCUGCAUUUAAUAAAGCUUGCUCGAGAAAAUGGAACAAUAGAUGAAGAAGUCCUUAAAAGUGCCUUUGCUGCAACUGAAGACGGCUUUCUUUCUCUUGUGAGAAGGGCAUUUGGUAUUACACCAUCAAUUGCUUCAAAGGGGUGCUGCAGUCUGGUUGGUGUCAUCUGGAAAGGGACAUUAUAUGUUGCUAACCUGGGUGAUUCUAGAGCAGUAUUAGGUCAUAUAGUAGGGAGAUCCAAUAAGAUUGUUGCUGAGCAGUUGACUAAGGAUCAUAAUGCCAGUAUCGAGGAGGUUAGGAAGGAACUGAUGUCUUUGCACCCAGACGAUUCAAACAUUGUGCUUCAUGUCAAUGGAGCGUGGCGCGUUAAAGGCAUUAUACAGGUGUCUAGAUCAAUUGGAGAUGCAUAUCUGAAGAAGCCAGAGUUUGCUCUUGGUCCAGCUUACCCACGAUUCCACCUUAAAGAACCACUUAGGCAGCCAGUGCUAAGAGCUGAUCCAUCUGUAUGUUCUAGAAACUUACAACCAGGUGAUAGAUUUCUAAUAUUUGCUUCUGAUGGGCUGUGGGAACUCUUAAGCAAUCAAAAGGCUGUGGAAAUUGUGCAUAACAACCCUAGAGAGGGCAUAGCUAGAAGACUUAUUGUAUCAGCCCUGGAUGAGGCAGCGAGGAGACAAAAGUUGAAGUAUGACGACGUUAAGAAGUAUGAAAAGGGUGCCAGGAGGGUCUUUCAUGAUGAUAUAACAGUUGUUGUCAUCUUUAUAGAUCAUGAGAUGCUGGAAGGAAAAUUACCCGUGCCUGAACUGUCAGUUCGAGGAUUUAUAGACACUCAUGGACCAUCAGAUUUCAAUAUCUUGCAAGAGGUUGCUGUGAAGACAAACUCUGUCAAGUGAAACAUACCAAAUAAGCUGUUGGCCCUUCUUCCUAGGGAAGCCCGGAUAUGGGAAGUUUCUGACCCCCCAUUUUCACAAUUGUUUUACCAAUUUAUGUUUGACAUACAAUCCAGAUGAACAGCAAGACUAUCAGGUUGCCUGAGGUCAUCGGCAACCUGCUUACUUUCUCUAAAAUUUUGAUGUACACAAAUUUUCUGUACAAAGACAAGUUGAGAUAACUGCCUCCUAUUGUUUACCACAAUCUGUCAAAGGACAUCAAAGUUGUAAGGCCAAAGAAGUUGGCGUUGAAAUUGAAAAUCUGGCAGUUGCAAUACUCAAAAAUGUGAACAAGUUGAAGCUCUAAACUCAAUGUGUUUUUACCUUUGUUAUACAAGUGCUUAUUCGUUCCUGUUGCUUACCAUCAAAGGGGUGUUUUGUUGUUUGGCAUGCAUGCAACCUUGACUUGUUGCACAGCAUGCUUACGCUAGUUUUCAUCUCAAAUUGAAUGUAAUAAGAGUGAAAAAUUAGGAAAUUUUGUGCGAGGGAUUCCCAUUGUGAUUGAAAAAGCAAUACAUGCUGUUUCAGAUUCAUCCACAUCAA
Molecule: messenger RNA, 1874 nt
Organism: Lycium ferocissimum
Lineage: Eukaryota; Viridiplantae; Streptophyta; Magnoliopsida; Solanales; Solanaceae
Product: probable protein phosphatase 2C 43
Exons: 4
Coding region: 114-1295 (393 amino acids)
Biological process (GO): protein dephosphorylation
Molecular function (GO): protein serine/threonine phosphatase activity; cation binding
Source: RefSeq, a predicted model, not a curated record